Molecule: messenger RNA, 3504 nt
Organism: Angiostrongylus costaricensis
Lineage: Eukaryota; Metazoa; Nematoda; Chromadorea; Rhabditida; Metastrongylidae
Source: the annotation of a GenBank genome assembly
AUGGAUUCUCAGAGAAAUUUUGUUGACUUCAUAAAAAUUGCUGUAUUUCACUAUGGCCAUUGGGUGACCCUAAUUAUGGUGCUGAUCGCAGGCAUAGGAGGCACGUCUCUUUUUGCACUGGGAUAUAUCAUGAUCACCUUCUGGAUCUUAUGGCAGGGCAAUAACUUGUAUGUGAUGAACCCCCUAUCGAACAGUUUUAAGAGCACGUUAGCGAAAUGGAAAACUUUGCUCUCUUACACUAUAUUCACAAUGUUUUGUAAAGUGGCACUUCAGCUUGUUGGAUGUGUUUUUGUGGAAUGGUUUUUUGACGACGGAGGUAUAAACAAGUCGAUGAGGUGUACUGUUCGACAGUUGUUCAGUGUUGCCUGUGUAAAUUCUGUAGUGCAAGCUCGAAAAGAUGAGGGAACAGGACCUCUCUUUCCUCAUGUAUGCUCAGUUGUCCCUCACGAGGCACAAAUCGGUUUUGAUGCAAUAGCACUUGCAUUCCUUGUUUUCCAAAUUCGUAUAUUCCAUACGUGGUUCUUCCAGCAUUGUAUGGUUGAGUAUCGGUCCGAAAUCAUUCUAGCAAACAGAGGAGCAGUGCUGAAAAACCAACUGAUCGAAAAGGAGAUGAAGGAGCAGAAUGAUCAGCAAACGGCGAAGUUUAAUGAAAUCCGUAAACGAACACAAAUGAUUCGUGAAAGGUACAAUAAGCAAAUGGAAAAAGGUGUUAGGAUCUUUGAGCCUCAAACUUAUGCACAUGCAAAACGUGCCGGGGACUAUUACAUGUUCGACUAUGAUCCUAACACGGAUGAGUUGGUUAAACCUGUUGAAAGCUUUGUGCCUGAAGUAACACCAGGUGCUACGCGAUUCGAGAAACUGGAUCCAGGACAGGUGGUGUAUGCGGCAACAAGCCACGAUCUAAAUUUGGCGAGAACACUUGAACAGGUUAAAGAAGCCGAAAAACUCAAGGAGAAUGAAGAGAGAAUGAUUCAAGCGAUGAAAGAUGGCGACAGCGAGGAUGAGGUCUUGACAAUUAACGCUAUGGACAUGGUGAGCGCGUGGCUUAACCGACUUUCAAGAGAACAUCGAUAUGUGGCCUAUGUUCUAAGCAAGGAAAAAGUGAAACUAAAAGAAGGACACAGUGAUGAGCUCUCAAAUACCUCUCAACGGCUUACUGACUUACGGCAGAGGAUGAAUAUCUCGGGACUGUUGUUGGUGCAAAGCGAAGGCGACAUUCAGAAGAUGGAAUCUGCUGCAUUAAACGAUUGGCAACAACAGUCUGUUUUGGCCAGAUUCAUGAAUGCCUUAGGUAGUUGUAUCGCAGCAAACACGGAUCUUAUCUGCUAUUUUCUUGCCGUGAUGGCUCAUGCGAGUGGAGCUGGUGUCAUUACCCUCCCGUUGCCAUUAAUGGUAUUCUUUUGGGGAACAUUAUCGAAUCCUCGUCCAAGCAAGUUCUUCUGGGUUUCGAUGAUAGCUUACACAGAGUUCGUGAUUGUUACGAAAUUCGUGUGUCAAUUCACAAUCUUCGAUUUCAAUAGUAUUUCAACACAGUCGAAACAGGUGCUUGGAGUUCAACGGCAAUCAAAUUUUGCCGCAUACGACGUUCCUUUAUUGUUUGCUCUCUUCUUCCAUAGAUAUAUGCUAAGAAAACUUGGGCUUUGGAAGGUAAAGGUCUUAUUCAUUGACGCAGGAUCACAAUCUUUUAAAUUGGCACCACGUGCUGAAGCUGCAGUAGCUGAUCCUGAAGUAGGCAAAAACCCUGUCACUCGUUUCAUCUUGCAGCUUUUUAAACCAAAAUUCCGCUACAUACGUGAUCUCUAUCCGAUCAUGUUUGGACUAGAUGUGGUGGCAUUUAUCAUCAUUGCUUUUGGAUAUUCCGCUUUCGGUGAAGGUGGGUCGGGCAAUGUCAUCGGUGACAUACAAUCUAGUCGAAUUCCACUCACAUUUGUCGUAAUGUUAGUGGUAAUGACGCUCAUGAUUGUCAUUGAUCGCGGACUCUACCUACGCAAGUGCGUAUAUGGAAAACUCGCCUAUCAGCUUGUAAUAAUUGUUUUCUUACAUAUCUGGAUCUUCUUCAUCUUGCCGCAUCUAACGCGAAGAGCUGCUGCGGAGAAUACUGUAGCUAAAGCACUGUAUGUGGUAAAGUGUCUGUACCUGUUGGUGUCAGCAUGGCAAAUUCGAAAUGGCUACCCUCAGCUGUGUAUCGGUAAUCUGCUAACACAUGCAUAUGGCCUAGCCAACAUGGUUUUCUUCAAAGUAUUCAUGUUGGUUCCGUUCUUAUUCGAGCUUCGAACUGCAAUCGAUUGGACGUGGACCGACACCUCGAUGCCACUCUUCGAUUUCUUCAACAUGGAAAAUUUCUAUGCUGUAAUUUAUAACCUCAAAUGUGCUCGAACCUUUGAGCAAAGUUAUCCUGCUCCUCGUGGAUUACCCAAAGGAGUCAUCGUUAAAUAUCUCAUGGGACUGCCAAUGAUUUUAUUAAUUGUUUUUCUUGUUUGGUCGCCGUUGCUGUUGAUUGCAUGGUCCAUCUCUCAGGGAUUGAUUAACGUCGAGAGUUUUAGCCUUUAUUUAACCUUUUAUAUUAUUGUGAGAGAUUUUCCUGAAAUUACACCUUACACAUGUUAUCUCAGGUAUUUCCCAUCAUCAAAUGGUACUGAUUCGAUGAAACGUUCACGGGAUAGUGUUUCAUUCUUGAAGGAAUACACUACAAGCGAUAUAUUGGUGAUUACAUUACAUGUUUUUAUCACUGCUUUCAGCGAUCAACUCAAAGGUGUCUCAUCGAUUCACUUCAUUGUGGCGGUGGAAUUCACACGACCUUAUGAUGAGAAGAAGAAAGAGGCAGCAACGCACAGCACACAGUGGACGCUGGCGCUUGAGCCAAACACAACAUUACGAAAUCAGUGGAUAAAUAUCCUACAGAAUCCAGGAAUUUCGCUGCCGGAAGCGUUUCCAAGCUACAUGCUUGUGCCUAACGAAGGAGCGGUCAGUCUUCCAACACCUAUUGUGGCAACGAUAGUGUACAAUCAAGACAACUAUCAACGGCCGGACAAUGCUUCCGACAAGGAUUGGUUCGACACGUUGCGAUUAUCGUUAUUGAAAUCACAAUGUUUAACGUUUUCUCAACAUCCUCCACAAUACACUAAUGUCUACUUCAACGCGUCAAAUAUCACGUAUGGAGUACAUCGUGACCGUACUUAUGUACAAACGAUAGCGUUUGUUGACAAAGCAUUCCCAUCGUUCUUUGCAAAAUAUCUUCAAGGAGGUGUAAUUGCAAUGUAUAUAUCAUUGGUGAUCGUCGUCGGUCGCUUAAUUCGUACUUUGUUUGCAAAUUCCCCAACUGAUGUGAUGGUGACGGAAAUUCCCAAUCCAGAUUUCUUGUUGAAGAUUUGCCUUGAUAUUUACCUCGUAAGAGAAGCGAAGGAUUUCUGUUUAGAACAGGACUUAUUUGCCAAACUAAUAUUUUUGUUCCGAUCUCCUGCAACGUUGAUUCAGUGGACGCGGCAUAAACCGAAACGUGAAUGA